This is a messenger RNA of Coccinella septempunctata (seven-spotted ladybird), 1394 nucleotides long. Its product is annotated as retinol-binding protein pinta-like. Bases 467 to 1315 code for a protein of 282 amino acids. The transcript has a single exon. Lineage: Eukaryota; Metazoa; Arthropoda; Insecta; Coleoptera; Coccinellidae. Gene Ontology annotation, molecular function: phosphatidylinositol bisphosphate binding. Gene Ontology annotation, cellular component: membrane. The record is from RefSeq and is a predicted model, not a curated record.
UGAAUAAUUGACUGAAUGUGUGCACUCGUGGGUAAUUGGGCACAUUUUCUUCAACUACAAAAUCGAGAAAUCAUUUCGAAUAGUCCAAGUACUUAUUUAUAUUCAAUGUUUCCCUGGAAAUACACAUCGUGUUAAUGAUGAAAUUCGUUGUACGUGCUCAAUAACGUCGGGUUCAACGCCAAGGACAUUUAUGUUUUCAUUAAAUGAACGCAUAUCGAUUUAAUCAUUUUCCUCAUGGUUAUGCUCGCAUCAACAGCCGUGAAAGCACUUCCCGCUAUUUAACUGGACUUCUCAUCUGAUACUGAGCUCCUCCGUACGAAAAGCGAUUAUUAAUUUCUAACCUGACUCAGCCAGCAUCGAAGGUACCACAAGCAGAAGUUUAAAUUAAUUCUAUGACUUCACGUUAUCGGUCAUCCAAUUUCACGCGAUUUUCACUGUGUUGAGUUGUUUUCGCCGAAGGUGAACGAUGUUGGAAAAUGUGGAUAGUGAAUUUUCUGUGGACAUAAAACACUACGCGGAAAAUAUUCUUCACGAAACUACAGAAAACAGGCAGAAAGGUUUGGAAGAAUUGAUGAAAUGGGCGACAGCGAAUUCCAAUUUGCAUAUCAGAACCGACGAAAAAUAUAUCAUUCCAUUCCUGAGAGGUUGCAAGUUCGAUGUGGAGAAAACCAAGGAAAAAUUAACACAUUUCUACACCAUGCGCAGGGAUGUACCAGAGUGGUUUACCAAUCGAAACCCACAUUUGUCGGAAAUUCAGGAUUUGACCAAAAUGGGUACUUUUAUAGUACUCAAAGAAACCUUUGAAAACAAGUUGGUAAUGAUCGUCAGACCAACAAUGCCUGAUCCUUCGACUUACGAUUUGGAUACCAUAAUUAAAACGGGCACUAUGAUUCUGGAUGUUGCUGUAAUGGAAGAAGAACUGGCACAAAUAUACGGGGUGUAUGCUAUAAUAGAUCUAAAAAAUACAGGUUUUCGGCAUGUGAGGCAAUACACCCCAACACGAAUAAAAAAUAUCGUUAACGCUUGGCAAAACUACCAUUGCAGACCUAAGAAACUCCUCUUUAUCAACGCUCCUACGUUCAUUCAUGUCGUAUUGAACAUUUUCAAAAGCUUCAUGACACAGAAACUGAAAGAAAGAAUUCAAGUAAGCUAUGAAGGUAAUUCUGCUCUUGUAAACUCUAUUGAUACGUCAAUUCUGCCACAAGAUUACGGAGGUAACAGAGAAACAAUGAGCGAAUUAGGGUUGCAUUGGAUUGAGAAAUUGAAUUCAUAUAAAGAGUGGUUUUUUGAAGACGAGAAGUACAAAGCAGAUUAAUUAUUUUAUUAUCGAUAAUUUUUUAUACUAAAUUGUGAUGUAUACUAGAGAAAUGCUUCAUUAAACUAUUUCUGAAUAA